AUGACUGUUGCUAGUGAGAGACAACGACGUGUUGCAGCAAGCUUCACCCGUCAGUACUACACUCUGAUGGUGCAGCAGCCAGAGAAGCUGUCAGCAUUUUAUACUCCACAUGCAACGUUUGAUCAUUUGGGGCAUAAGGCGGAGGGCACUGCAGAGAUUGAGACCACCAUCGCCGCGCUCUACCCCGUGCAGCCAAACGGAUCCGCACAGAUCCACAGUUUGACUGUAGAGACGACCCCUAACGGCCAUAUUCACCUGGCGAUUAAAGGGUCCAUCACGACGGCUUUGAACGUCACGUACAACUUCACACACGAUGUGGAACUCAUCGAGCACGAGACACAACCAGGCAGCUUUGGAAUUGUGAAUGACAAGCGGGAGCGCACUAUCAAAGAAGAGGCACUCCAGCGAUGGGCACUGGAAACACCACCCAUGUUUGCACAAGAAGCUAAAAAGGAUGCGAUGGAGCCCAUUGAACAGCCAGCUGCCACAACAGCUGUGAAGGCCUUAGAGAAGUCUCCAGCUAAGAAAAGCGUUGAACCGCCAAAGAAAGGGGAGUCACCUGCUUCUGAGAAGGUUGCUGCGGUUAACUCAACAGUACCUGAACGUUCUGUAACUGUAUCUCCUGACUCUUGUGCAAACCCUUCUGCUACUGAUGCUACUGUGGAGAAAGUGGCUGUUAAAAAAUUGGAGGAAGAAGGGACCGCCACCACCACCACAACGAUGCCUUCCACUUCUGCCGCUAAUACGGAGGUAAAGAAGCCAAAGAGUUUUGCUGAGGCCAUCCUGAUGGGAAAGCGCACUGGUGGUGCACAGGGACAUGCAGCACCGUUAAAGGUAGUAGCCAAAGGAGGCAAAGAACAGUCCACAGAGGAACCGGUAAAGGAAAAGAAGGAGAAAAAUAGGGAAUCAGCUGCUGUAGCUGAAAAGAACGGUACGAAAGGGGCCCAUAGAAAUGGUACAAGUGGAAAAAAACCGACAGCGGUGACCGCAUCUGCUGAGGGGGAGAAAAAGAAUGGGAAACCCAGCGCUGAAGGCGGAAACCAUAAGGAAGGAUUUAGUAACAGCAACAACAAUACCACCACCAACAAAAAUAAUAACACCAAUCAUAACAAUAAUACUUCUAAUAAUAAUAAUAACAACAAUAACAGAAACAACAAGAAAAAAGACGCUGAUGGUCGAACAUUGAGUCGGUUUGUGGUAUUUUACGAUAUUAUUGUAAAGGGCCUUCCGCAUGACGCGACAGAGGAGACAGUGCGUGAAAUUAUUGGUACAACUGCCCCUGUUAAACUUGUCAACGUUCUUUCGCAGCCUGAUAAGAAAGACCCGGCAGUCUUGCGUACCUUCGCAUUCGUGCAGCUGGAUCACGACGCUAUUAAGGAGGCUGGUGAUGACGUGAAGGCGACAGUGACUAAAAUUGUUUCUUCACACAAGGGAAAGAAGGGUCCCAAUGGACAGCGUUACCAGAUUGAUGAAGUCCGCGAAAAGUACACCGCAGCACCUGCAGAGGCGUCCGCAUAA
Molecule: messenger RNA, 1518 nt
Organism: Trypanosoma theileri
Lineage: Eukaryota; Euglenozoa; Kinetoplastea; Trypanosomatida; Trypanosomatidae
Product: mucin-associated surface protein (MASP)
Exons: 1
Coding region: 1-1518 (505 amino acids)
Cellular component (GO): cytosol; ribonucleoprotein complex
Molecular function (GO): mRNA binding
Source: RefSeq, a predicted model, not a curated record